AUGUCUGUGAACGAUGUGGUGAUCAGUGGUAUGUCCGGUCGGUUCCCACUGUCGGACACCACCGACGAGUUGGCAAAGAAUCUGUUCGAUGGCACGGAUAUGAUCACCGGUGAUGACACGCGUUGGCCAAUAGAAUUAUACGACAUGUGCCCCCGAAUGGGCAAAAUAGUGGACUUCGACAGGUUUGACACCACAUUCUUUGGGCUCAUGAAGGACGUGGUCGAUGAGGUCGACCCACAGGCCCGUAUGCUUCUGGAGGUCACCUACGAAGCCAUUGUUGAUGCCGGUGUAAACCCACAGGAACUGAGGGGCAGCCAUACGGGUGUAUACGUAGGCGUAUCCAUAUAUGGCAUGAGUGAUGGGCUGCCGGACGACUUACAGCCCGAUUCGCGCAUCAAUUUACACGAAGUUAUGUUACAAACGAUGUCUAAUAUGAAGACUUUCUACGCCUCCCGCAUAUCAUUCGUGUUUGACUUCAGGGGGCCGUCACUGAUAGUGGACACCGCCUGCUCGGCCAGUGGGUCGGCCCUCACACUGGCUAUGAAUGACAUGAGGCUGGGUCACAUCGACAGCGCCGUCGUGUGCGGCACUCACAUGCUAUUCGAGCCAUACAUCUAUCAGUUUCAACAGGAGUUAGGCAUAUGCUCGCCGAGAGGUGUGUCGGCCGUAUUGGACAGGGAGGCGGACGGCUUCGUCAAGUCGGAGGCCGUGUGCGCACUGUUCCUACAGCGCCGACACACCUCCCGACGCCUAUACGCCACUGUAUUGUCCGCCCGUAUGAACAUCGACGGCAAUAAGACCAUAGGAAUGCUGUUCCCAUUGUCUGAGGCACAGGAGGAACUGAUGGUCGUGUCGUAUACCGACGCUAACGUAGACCCACUGAAGUUGACUUAUUUUGAGGCCCAUUGCACCGGCACUAAGAACUAUUAG
Molecule: messenger RNA, 930 nt
Organism: Oppiella nova
Lineage: Eukaryota; Metazoa; Arthropoda; Arachnida; Sarcoptiformes; Oppiidae
Source: the annotation of a GenBank genome assembly